GUGUGUGUUUGUGAGAGUGAAUGUGAAUGUGAAUGUGAAUGUGAAUGUGAGGGUGAGUGUGCUAGUACACGUGUGUCUCUUAUAUAUAUAUAUAUAUAUAUAUAUAUAUGUAUGUGUGUGUGUGUAUCAGAGGAGUUUUGGAGCGAGUGUCCUGGACAUCCUUUCGGAAUAUUGACAUCUUUCCAGUGAGCGGAUUUAACUUUGAUUGAAGCAGUAACACACUUCUGAUAGCGGUGAUGGCUGUACAAGCUAGCCUGCAGGCUUGGUUUGGAGAAAAGUUUGAGUCACCACUGCAAAGCCCCUGCACACCCCUGUCUUCUCGGCAUGGCCCUGGCCUCACAGAUGUUUUUCAGUAUGAUCAGUGGCUUGCUAUACGACAUGAAGCUUCACUUUUUCCCAUGCAGGAGGACCUUGCCAUUUGGCUAUCUGGCAUGUUGGGUGAAGAGAUAAGAGCCGAGCACUUUAUGGAGGAGCUAAGCAAUGGAGUCAAGCUCUGUCGACUUGUUGAAAUUCUGCAAAGCAAAAUUCCACAGGACUGCCUUUUGGACAAAAAGCAGUUUCCUAAGAAGAAAGUUGCCUUUAAGAAAGACGCGUCUCCUGGGUCAUUUUUUGCACGGGACAACACGGCAAACUUUCUGUCGUGGUGCCAUCAAAUUGGAGUAGACGAGACGUAUUUGUUCGAGUCAGAGGGCUUGGUUCUUCACAAGGACCCUCGCCAAGUUUGCCUCUGUUUACUGGAGCUUGGACGCAUCAUUUCUAGGUAUGGUGUUGAACCUCCUGUUUUGGUAAAACUGGAAAAAGAGAUUGAUUUAGAAGAGUCUCUUCUGAUGGCAGGAGAUCCUGCCCCUCCGGUCAAAACCUUUACUGUGUGCUGUCACCAUGGAGGCCUGUACCAUGCUGACCAGACUGAUUCUGACGACCCUCCCUGUAAUUGCUCUCAAAAAUUUUCUAUCGAGUACCUGGCAGAGGGCCGGUACAGAUUAGGGGAUAAGAUCCUCUUUAUUAGGAUGCUGCAUGGGAAACAUGUAAUGGUUCGUGUAGGUGGUGGAUGGGACACACUAAAGGGUUUUCUACUGAAGUACGACCCUGGUCGUGUGCUGCAGUUCACCACUCUGGAGCAGAAGAUUUUGGCAUAUCAGAAAGGCACGUCUGUACCAGACUCCAUCCUCAAUGCUCAGGCUGCCCAACCACCCACCAUGGAUCCCCUCGCUGCUGUAAACCUCCCUCCACCUUCUUCUGCCUCCUCCUCCUCUGCCUCAUCCUCCCUGUCUUCUAUUCCUUCUUCCAAACCCGGUACACCUGCCUCUGGCGCGGUCACGCCACGAGGCAUUGCCCGGUCUCCAGCCUCUACCCCUUCUCUACCACAGAAAGCAGCAGUCCCCAAGAGGAAGCUUCAGGUGUCCAACCCCUCUCCCAGGACCCAAACAAAUCCCUCUCCUAUUCCUCGUGCUUCUCCACCUGUCUCAGUUUCCCACAAAGCUCCUCUUAUAUCUUUAAACCUUAAGCAGCGUCCGCGUGGCUCUCCAUCUCAGCCACGCAGCCCAGUGUGCCCAGAGCCCAACUGCAAACAGCCUAAGCCUUCUACCACUCCAGUAAGAGCUCAAAAAGUUUGUCAGCGAGACGGCCGGCCACCUCGAGCCCCUAUUCACUCUCGUCUUGCUCCAAGGCGCCCCUCCUCCCCUGGAGCUUUGCGUCUUCAAAGGGAUGCUAGAAAAGGGCGACCAGUUUCACCUCGACCAGCAGGUCUGGUGAGAACUGCUCGAGAGACCAAACCCUUAGCGAAAAGCCAACAAGCCUCCAAAAAUGUGCUUGCAAAAACACAACAGGACAAAAAAACACUGAUUGCAAAAACUCCAGUACAGUCCAAUCCCUCACUUGCAAAAACUCCAGUACAGUCCAAUCCCUCACUUGCAAAAACUCCAUUACAGUCCAACCCCUCACUUGCAAAAACUCCAUUACAGUCCAAUCCCACACUUGCAAAAACUCCAUUACAGUCCAAUCCCUCACUUGCAAAAACACCAGGACAGUCCAAUCCCUCACUUGCAAAAACUCCACGAGAGGUCAAGCCCAUGCUCGCAAAAUCUCCAAAAGAAAAGCACUCACAAGCAAAAGCUUCACAAGAGGUCAAGCCUAAGCUAGCAAAAACUCCACAAGUGGAGGCCAAACCCUCACUAGCAAAAACACCUCGAGAGGUCAAACCAUCAGCAGCAAGUACCAGUUCCAGAGCUCAAACUCCCUCUUCUCAAGCCUCAAAAACGUCCCAUGCAAUGAGAAACAAAUGCCCAGCAGGACAGUCCAUUGUGGGGACAGGAGUUUCCCAGGCUACACGACAACCCAGCUCAAAAUCUGCUCAAUCGACACACAGUUCAAACAGAAAAGUGCAAAUCAGCAGUACUAGACCACUUAAACCCAACACCACUCAGAACAAAGUGGUCAAAUCAACAUCAAGCUCUACUAACCAGAAACAAAUAAAGCGGAUUGCACCACCCAAAAGAGCAGAAGAGCCCUACUUUGAGAUGAACAGUAAGAAAAAACAGCCGAAGAACUCUAAUUGAUGUACUUGUGGUUUUGGAAUCUGAUUGUUUUUCUAGGUGUAGCACUUUAGGUUACAGGUCUGAGGGAUCAGACUUGUGGGACGGUUUCCUAAAUGUUUGAAUUGUUAGUUAUUUAUGCAUUAUUUUUAUUUGUGUCCUAUAAAAAGGGUCAAGAGAACACCUCUGGUCUAUUUUAAAUAAAAUGACUGUUCGUUUCUCCCCUAAUCUUUAGUCACAGAGAGCGGUCUUUGUUCCACUCUAAAUGUAAUCCAAAUAAAUUUUAUAAGUUAUUAAUACAGCCCAUUGUUCUCAUCUCACUGUUUUACAUGAUAUUACACAGGUUUUUAGAUUUGUAUAAUCAUUAUGACGCAAUAUUCAGAAGAACAGUCAGAAACUGUACUCCUGUAUAUAUUCCUGUUGAAUUUAAAAGCAAUAAUGUUUAAAGAAACAAAUAAAUAAUAACAAAUAAUACAUAUGCACAUAUACACUC
Trichomycterus rosablanca is the source of this 3024-nucleotide messenger RNA. RefSeq names its product growth arrest-specific 2 like 3 (gene gas2l3). Gene Ontology annotation, biological process: actin crosslink formation. The coding region runs from base 237 to 2555 and encodes 772 amino acids. Lineage: Eukaryota; Metazoa; Chordata; Actinopteri; Siluriformes; Trichomycteridae. The transcript has 9 exons. Gene Ontology annotation, cellular component: actin filament. Gene Ontology annotation, molecular function: cytoskeletal adaptor activity; microtubule binding; actin filament binding. The record is from RefSeq and is a predicted model, not a curated record.